Messenger RNA from Megalopta genalis, 1994 nucleotides. NCBI's taxonomy places the organism in Eukaryota, Metazoa, Arthropoda, Insecta, Hymenoptera, Halictidae. The record is from RefSeq and is a predicted model, not a curated record.
CGGAAAUACCGAAAGCUGAUCGUCGCGACCGCGCGCAAUCGUGCCGACGGCUGCUCGGUGAGCGACAGAGAGUGCCGGGAGACCUCGAAGGGACGAUGAGAUGCGAAACUACGAUGGAAAAAAGGAACGCCGAUGGAGAUCGGAUGUUCACCGCGGCUGGGCCACGCCGCGCAAACGCGUGAAAAAAUCGUUGUUCUGGCACACGCUGGUGAAAUACACGAAGCUGUACUGCAAGUACACGAAGCUGGCCGGGUUCAGGUACUUCGUCGAAGCGAGGACGUCAUGGUUCGACAGAUUGUUUUGGGGUCUGCUGUACGUGAUAACCGUGCCUGCCAUGAUCUAUACGAUCUGGACGGGAUACUUGGAAAUUAUGGAGAAUCCUUGCUUGCAAACUGUGGAGACGGAAUACGUGGAGACUCAGAAUUUGGAUUUUCCAGGCGUGUCGAUCUGCAGCAUAAAUCGAAUCAGCCGUCAGGCCGCCAAGGAACUGGCCUACGAACUUUCCCAGCGGAACGUCUCCCGGCUGUCCGCCGACGAAAUUUUCGAACUGAUCGCGCAGCUGGGCGACCUCUACGAUUCCGAUUCCUACACCAAGCUGAAUCGAACGACACGGAUCGAUCAGAUUCUGGCACAGUUCAGCGAUUACGAUAUCACCGACGUAAUGAGGCGCCUGACGCCACAAUGCUCGGUCUUGCUGACGAAAUGCCGGUUCCACGACAAGGACGGAAAUUGCUCGGACAUGUUCGCGUUUCGUAAAACGCAGGACGGAUUCUGUUGCACUUUCAAUUACGCCACCAAGGGCGACGAUAUCUCCUUGCUGGAUCCAGUCAAAGUGGACGUCUUGGGCAAAGAUGGCGGGCUCUCGGUCCUGAUGGAGUCAGUCUUGGACGAUUAUCUUUAUCCUAUCUUCCCCAUCACCGGCUUCAAGGUAACGAUUUUCAACCCUCACGACUACCCGGACAUGACCAGCGGGGGCGUGAUCGAGAUCUUCGUGUCUCCCAAAACACAACGAGACGUAGAAAUCGAGGCGAUAUUGUUCUACAGCACCACCAAUGUCAUACCAUAUGCGUUGAAACACAGAUACUGCGUGUUUCAAGAGGAAAUGGCAGCGGUCCGUGCAUCUUACACUUACAGCGACUGCAUCGUCGACUGCAAGGUGGCCGACAUGCUCAAUCUGUGCAACUGUGUGCCGUUCUUUCUGCCUAAUCGAGAGUCCAAGAGAGUCUGCAAUUUGAAAGACACGGUGUGCCUGACGAAGAACAGAUACAGAUGGGCCUCCGUGGUGCCAAACACGGAUCUGUACAUACACGCGGCCGAUAAUUCUGACAAUGUUUUGCACUGCAACAAUUGCUAUCCAUUGUGCACAGACGUGAAUUACGAAGCGAAGAUAAUGCUCACUCAAAUACACCCUGGUUAUCGCGGAUCGAAAUUAAUGCAGAAUGCCUACUUCGAAAACCAGAGUACUUUGAAUGUAUACUUCAGUCGUUUCGGCACUACCAAGUUGAAGCAAGACGUGAUUUAUCGAUGGUACGAGCUUGUGGGCGACGCCAGUGGCAUCGGCGGCAUCUUCGUCGGGUUCAGCCUCAUCGCUGUCGUGGAGUUCGUUUACUUCGUCGGUCUUUUCGUGUUCGAGCUUUUAAAGGGACCAGAUCCGUCUGAGGUCGGCGCCGAGGACGAAAGCUGGCGCGAACGACCUCCGAUACAGAAGAUUUACUGGGGCGAGCUGUAUCCGAGAUCGAGGCAGAACGUGGCGGCGAAACGGCACCAUCAAAUUCGCGAGAUGUAUUAGCGUGCGCCGCCUAAGUGCUACGGACAAUUUUCGCAGCCGCUCCUUCUGUGCGAACAUUCUCUCCUCGGGACAUAUGUAAUCAUUUCGAAAAACUACGAUUCUCUUACGUAUAUCAAUUCUCUCUUAUGAAAUUUUCUAGCCACAUUUACGAGAACACGUUAAACUUUCAACAGCUAAUAAAUCGUUUAAUUGUACAGUCUUCGAA